Synchiropus splendidus (mandarinfish) is the source of this 1418-nucleotide messenger RNA. RefSeq names its product gastrula zinc finger protein XlCGF48.2-like. Bases 8 to 1084 code for a protein of 358 amino acids. Gene Ontology annotation, biological process: regulation of transcription by RNA polymerase II. The transcript has 2 exons. The record is from RefSeq and is a predicted model, not a curated record. Gene Ontology annotation, molecular function: DNA-binding transcription factor activity; RNA polymerase II cis-regulatory region sequence-specific DNA binding. Lineage: Eukaryota; Metazoa; Chordata; Actinopteri; Syngnathiformes; Callionymidae.
AUUCGAGAUGGCCGCCCUGACAGGAGAAGGUUCUUCCGACUUCAUUAUCGGCUCCAAAACAACUAGAAUGUCUACGGUCUUGAACUUCAGACGGUUCGUCAAUGAUCGCCUCGCCGCUGCUGCCAGAGAAAUCUUCGGUGUGUUCGAGCAAACCGUCGCAGAGUUGGAGAAGGAACUGGAACGCCAGCAAAAAGCGCAGGCUGUAGAAACUGCGGUCCUUCGGAACACGUCAGAUGUGCAGCAGCUGCUAGUGAAUCCAGACCAGCUUCCCCAUGGGCAGCAGGAUUUGAACUUUAGUCUUGACCAGGUGAAAGAGGAGCGUCCACACAGAAGAGAAGAAGAGCAGAAGUUUCCCUUCAAUAUUUUGGUGGUAAAGGUGGGCGAUGAGCGGGCUGCCAAACUCCCUGUUGAGAGUGAACAUGGAACUCGGCCUUCGCCGCUUCUCCAGAAACAGGGGGAGCUCUACUCGAGCCAAGCAAUGCCAACAGUCCUUGAUGGAGUGUGUGAAGAACCAGAACCAGCCAGCAACUUAAAUGGGGAUUCACCUCUGCACACGGAAUAUUCCACAGAUGACAGUAAAGACUGGUUGGAAAUGCAGGUCCUUGAAUCUGUCGGUGAGAAAAGAAAUCACCCUGGUGAUAAGUCGCUGACCUGCUCUCGAUGUGGAAGAGCAUUCAGUUUUCAAGAAGCUCUUGCUGAACACCGGACGACGUGCAGCGGUAAAAACCUAUUUUGCUCUUUUUGUGGCCAAGGGUUCACCAGGAGAGAAGAGCUGAGGAGCCACGUGAUUUGUCACACGAGAGACAUGCCAAACAGUUGUUUAGAGCCGACGGCUAGUUUUUCAUCCACUGGCAGCAGCGUGGCCAACUGCAGUGGGAAAAAACGGUUCUGUUGCUCAGAAUGUGGGAAGUGGUUCACACAGGUGGGAGUCCUGAACCGCCACAAGAGAAUUCACACAGGGGAAACACCAUUCGGCUGCUCAGGAUGUGGUCGACGAUUCAGGCGGAAAGAUGAGAUGCUGAGACACCAGCGAAAUCACAAAGAGAGAAACCAGGACUCUGUUCAGAAUAUUCAGCAGACUUAGUAAAUAUAUAUUGUAUAUAAAACAAAAAUAUUGUUGAUGUUUAUUCAUUGAUCAUCACAUUUGCUUUGAACAAUUUUGUGUGUUUAAGCCCAGAGAGAGCAGUUUGCUAUCGGCUUGUCUAUUCUAACUUUUGGGUCAACCACAUUGUAUAAAUACAAUUUGACAAUUCUGUUUCCUGCCAACAAAGACGCACUGAAGGGUAAAUAAUGGUGUGUAAUUAACACAGAAUGAGGAAGAGAAACCUGUUUGUUUGUUCUCGUAAUCAUGCCUGCAUGCUGUCACUUUUAUGAAACUGUUUUAAUGCAUUUUGAAGUAAUAAAACUGGAAAAGAGGA